Trypanosoma grayi is the source of this 2511-nucleotide messenger RNA. RefSeq names its product cysteinyl-tRNA synthetase. The record is from RefSeq and is a predicted model, not a curated record. Gene Ontology annotation, cellular component: cytoplasm. Bases 1 to 2511 code for a protein of 836 amino acids. Gene Ontology annotation, biological process: cysteinyl-tRNA aminoacylation. The transcript has a single exon. Gene Ontology annotation, molecular function: ATP binding; cysteine-tRNA ligase activity. Lineage: Eukaryota; Euglenozoa; Kinetoplastea; Trypanosomatida; Trypanosomatidae.
AUGAGCUCGAGCCAGGCACCACAGCAGCAGCAGCAGCAGCAAGUGGCGGAUGGGUUGAACAGCGCUGAGCCGGUGAAGCGCCCGCGGCACCCACCGUGGUACCCGCCGGUGUGCGACGACGGCAAGGGCGUGCGUGUGCUCAACUCUCUCACGGAGUGUGUGGAGCCGUUCGCGCCACGCGAGGGGCGGUUGGUGCGGUGGUACACCUGCGGCCCCACCGUGUACGAUAUCUCGCACAUGGGCCACGCCCGCGCGUACCUCACAUUUGACAUCCUGCGCCGCAUCAUGGAGGAUUACUUUGGCUACAAGGUGGUGUACCAGAUGAACAUCACCGACAUCGACGACAAGAUCAUCAAGCGGGCUCGCAUCGGCGCGCUGCUGAAGAAGUUCCGCGAGGAAACACUCCAGGGGCGCGAUGUGGCGCAGCUCAGUGCCUUCACAACGGAGGCAACGGCAGCAGCAGAAAAGGCACUCGCGUCGACGCGCCGCAAAUUGUCAGAGCCGCUCCCUGAGGGCACGCCUAGUCGUGCACGGGCUGAGCGGGAGGAGAAAUUGAUGGAGCUCGCCCUAAAAGAGUCCCAGUUCGGCGAGACGAAGGAGCGCAUUGCGGCGGCAACGGCGACGGGCAACUUUGACACCCUCUUUGAUGUGGCGGCUGGAGUCAACGGUGACCUCCUGGAUGAGCGCGAGGGCCACGGUGUGACGGACCAGAGCAUCUUUGAGAACCACGCCCGGCUGUACGAGCGCCUGUUCUUUGAGGACAUGCGACGUCUCGGCAUCCGCGACCCCGACGUCGUCACGCGUGUCACGGAGUACGUGCCGCAGGUGAUUGAGUUCAUCGAGAAGAUCAUGGCGAAUGGCUUCGCGUACCGCGGUGCGAGCUCCAUCUUCUUCGACACCGCCGCCUUCGCCGCAGCGGGGCAUGAAUACCCGAAGCUAAAGCCCGUGAGUGAGCGUGAGGAGUGCAACACGACAGAGGCGGAGAUGGCGGAGGGUGAGGGCGCGCUGAGUGGCGGUGUCGCUGGUGAAAAGCGCAGCGCCAACGACUUUGCGCUGUGGAAGUUCUCGAAGCCCGGUGAGCCGCGGUGGCCGUCGCCGUGGGGCGAUGGGCGGCCGGGGUGGCACAUCGAGUGCUCCGUCAUGGCGUCCGACAUCCUCGGCACCAACAUGGAUGUGCACAGCGGCGGCUGGGACCUCAAGUUCCCGCACCACGACAACGAGUGUGCGCAGAGUGAGGCGUGCAACAUGCAGCAUCAGUGGGUGAACUACUUCCUGCACUGCGGGCACCUGCACAUCAAGGGGCUGAAGAUGAGCAAGAGCCUCAAGAACUUCAUCAGUAUUCGGCAGGCGCUCGAUGAGCUCGGCGUGACGCCGCGUGCGAUGCGGCUGCUGUUCCUCGCCAACAACUGGGGGAAGCCCAUGAACUUCUCCGACCAGAGCAUCGAUGAAUCGAAAGAGCGUGAGCGUGUGCUGCGUGCCUUCUUUGGCAGCGUUGACAUCGUGCUGCGCAAGGAUGCGUGGGGUGAGACGCAGGGCUUCAACGCGCACGACCGUCGCCUCAACGAGACGUGGAUCGCCGUCGAGGACACCGUGCACCGCGCGCUGCAGAACAACUUCGACACCCCCACCGCGAUGGACGCCAUCAUGGAGCUGGUGAGCACGACAAACCAGUACCUGCUCACCGGCGAGCGGCCGAGCGCGACGCUGGUGCGCAAGGUCGGCCGCUACGUCACGCGCAUGAUGCAAGUCUUCGGGGUUGUGGAGGGGACCGACGCGAUCGGCUUCGCCAUGCAGCAGAGCGGCGACGGCGGCGACCGCCUCGUGACUGCCAUGGACGCGCUGCUGCGCUUCCGCGACGGUGUGCGUGACGCCGCCAAGGCCGAGAAGAGCACCGGUGUGUUCCUGCCGCUGUGCGACGCGGUGCGGGACGAGUGGCUCNUGGCUCGUGCCCGCCGGCAUCCGCAUCGAGGACAACCCCAACGGCCCCACCACGUGGAAGAGCGACGACACGGCGGUGCUGCAGCGCGAGAUGGCGGAGCGCAAGGCGCAGCAGCUCACCGAGCGGCGCAGGAAGCUGGAGAACCAGAUCGAGACGAAGCGGAAGCUGACGGAGAAGUGGCGGCAGUACACGCAGUCGCCGCAGUCGUACCUCAGCGCGCAGGACGCGGAGAAGAAGUUGUACGCCGAGUUCGACGCGGCGACGGGGCUGCCGUCACGCCUCGCGAGUGGGGAGGCGGUGAGCGAGAAGGAGCUGAAGAAGCUUGGCAAGGAGCUCGCAAAGUACACCAAGACAUACGACGAGUUCAUUGCGAAGGGCGGCGCGGCGUGGCUGGAGGAGCAGGAGAAGGAGCUGGCGGAGCUGCGGCGGGCACUCGAGAGCCUCUGAGGCACGCACGGCUUGUAGCGUUGCCAUCUCUCUUUCACUCGCUCCCUCGCUUGCUUCCUCCUCGUUCUCCCUUGGACCCCGAUCUGCUGCUGGUGGGGCUGGCUGCCCUCACUGCUCGGCCUUGA